This is a messenger RNA of Schizosaccharomyces octosporus yFS286, 2920 nucleotides long. Its product is annotated as transcription factor. Lineage: Eukaryota; Fungi; Ascomycota; Schizosaccharomycetes; Schizosaccharomycetales; Schizosaccharomycetaceae. The record is from RefSeq and is a predicted model, not a curated record. The coding region runs from base 386 to 2650 and encodes 754 amino acids. Gene Ontology annotation, biological process: regulation of DNA-templated transcription; DNA-templated transcription. Gene Ontology annotation, molecular function: DNA-binding transcription factor activity, RNA polymerase II-specific; zinc ion binding; DNA binding. The transcript has a single exon.
AUUACCUGCCUAUAUCGCAUUGUACUCCUUCUCUUCAACUUCAAAACUUUUAACACUUCUCUGAAGGCCUCUUACCAAACCACCAAACCUGUCUACCGCAAAUUUCGUUAGAUACGAAUAGAUAUGUAGGAGUGAGGCCGGAUUCUCUGAAGUUGCAAGUUUUUUUUUGUUAUUUAUAUUUAUUCGUAUGAAAAUUUGAAGUGAUUGGUUUAUUUUCUUUAUUUUAGGGACAGAAUUAAACUUUUCUUUGUAUUUUUCGAGUUCAAGCGCAGCAUUUGAAAAAGUAAGACGAACGCAGCUCUUCGUCUGGUUACUAAUCGCAUAUACGUCCAACUAUUAAUCUUGAGUGUUUGCUAUUUUCACGUUUGUAUUGUGUUCUGCGAAAAUGAAAUCGACUCCACCUGAAGGCGAGGUCUCACAAACUAACGAAAACAAAAAUAAAAAGAGAAUUAAUCGUGCAUGCGACUUAUGCCGCAAGCGGAAGAUUCGUUGCGAUGGAAAGCAACCUGCUUGCAGCAAUUGUCUUAACCAUAACAUGUCUUGUGUCUAUACUGCAAGACCUAAAAGAAAGACGGGUCAAAAACAAAUAUACAUAAAGUCAUUGGUAUCUAGACUGGAACAAAUGGAAUCAACCUUACGAUCAGUUGUUCCAAAUUUUUCUCCUCAAAACGAUACUUUCUCACAUCUAGAAGGCGACGUAGAAGAAGCCGAUAAGAGUCUAAAAGAAGAAUCUUCUUCUGAUGAGUCAGUGUCUGAUGACAUGGCUUUUAUAAAUGAAAAAAUGGGAACACUAAUAACUACACCCGUCGGCAGUCAAAAGUACAUCGGUGCAUCUUCAAGUCUGUCUAUUCUUCAACAUGCUACUAAGUACGCUUCAGGAAUUGCUUCCGAUAAGGCUCUUGAAAACUUGUUGCUAGCUAAGUCCAGUUGUUUGGAUGAACAACCAGAAGAUCCCUUUGAGGCGAUCCGUUCAGAAUUACCACCACCAGAAGUGGCACAAACUUAUGUUGAUACGUAUUUUAAAACUUUUAACACUGAGUUGCCCGUUCUUACCAGAAAGGAUUUUGAGAAAAAGUUUGGCCCCGCUGUUUGGUAUAGACAUCAUGAUGGUUCUAUGGAUGUUACCAAAUUUGCUUUAUAUACAACAGUUCUCUGCCUUGGUUGUAUCGCCAGUGGUGAAGACGAAUGGCAUCUGAUACGAGCUAAAGCUCUUUAUAUGAAUGUUAUAGAUGUGAAAAUGAAGGUCAACCAAAAUAUGAGUUUCGAUACGUUAUUAGUAACUUUUCUUUCGUCGAUAUAUUUUUCUGCGAUUUGUCAGCCUAACUAUGCAUGGCUUAGUUUGGGUGUUGUUAUUAGAAUGGCUCAAACUUUAGGUCUCCAUCGUAACAGCUCAAUGUGGUCUAUUAAUAAAGAGGAUGCUGAAGAGAAGGCUCGCGUCUUCUGGCUGAUUUAUAUUAUGGAUCGAGUUUUUUCUUUUACAUCAGGAAAACCGAUGGCAUUUCAGGAUGAAGAUAUUGAUCAAAUUGUGCCAUUUUAUUCAAUUUACCACUUUUCUUCUAUUGAAUGCAAGCAAGAUGACGAGCUUAGCAAAUUUAAUUUUUUGGAAUGCAUAGUUAAGCUGAUGCAAAUCUACGGCUAUGCCCUCCGUCAAUUAUAUUCAGUGGCUGGUAUGAAAUCCACCACCAAUGAGUUGAAAGAGAAAAUUAGGGCUUUAGAUUUACAAUUACAUGAAUGGACAACCACAAUUCCGGAAGGUAUCCAACCAUACGAUCCGUUUUCAAAAUUUCGAGUAACCCAUAUGUUAGCAUGCGGUUAUAAUUCAGCCCUUAUUCAUAUCCAUCGACAUUCCCUAACAAAGAAUUUUCAGUUAAGCUGUAGUCAUAGAGGACUAAAUCAUACUGUGGAUUCUCAAGCCCUUUGCAUACAGGGUGCACGCGCAAUUACCCACCUAUUCUCGGCAUCACUCCAUGGACACGAGUUUUCCCUAAAGGUCAUUAUGUAUCAUGCGUUCACCGCCUCACUCAUAUUAUUUAUAGGGGUUUUAAAACGUCCUCUAGCCUCCUCUUGCAAAGAUGACAUAAACUGUAUAAUUGCAGUCAAAGGAUGCUUUGUGGCAUGUGCUCGCAGAUUGGUUCUUCAUUUCCAGUCUAGUAUCGUUUUGAACGCAUUAGAUAGUAUGGUAUCCAUCGCCGAACUUGCCGUUCAAAAGGCUAAUCAGAUGGCUAGAUCUUUAUCAACCCCUUUUGAUGUCGGGGCGGACGUUGCUCAGCCUACGAUGCCGUCUUUUCCUUACAGGGAAUCGGUUCAAAGCCAAGUUCCAUUUACCCCAUUAUCGUCUGAAGCUGAAGGUAAAAGCGUAGAAGCAUUACUUUCUGAAAACAACCUUUUUUUCAACAAUGAAUAUCUAAAUUCUUUGAAUAGCAGUUUCUUAGAGAUGCAGCAAAGCAAGGUCAAUUCGCUAGAUGGGAACACUUCUUACGAUGACUUUCGAGGCAACGAUUUAGUCGCCGGAGUGAGUCCCAUCUUGGACCAAACUAUGUCAAUGUAUCCGUUUAACGAUGAGUUACAUUUGGAUUUUGCCAACUCUAGUGUUUAUAAUCCGGAUAUUUUUGAGGAUAUAAAUACGGAACCUCCAUUGUUCAAUAAUUGAAGUAUAUGCUUCCAGUUUAUUUUACGAGUUUUAAAUGUUAUUUCUUUUAGAUUUAUGGGUUUACUAUAUAUUUUAAUUAUUGUAUGCAUCCUUGAUGAACUAUGUUGGCAAUUUUGAUUAAUACAAAUCAAAAGUAUCACUUAUAGCGGGAUGAGGAUUCAGUUGUCACGGUUUACAUAAUAUUCUAAUAAUUCAUAGUGAAUAUACAGAAGUUUAAGAUAUAGGAAGAAUAGUAAAUUGAUUGGUAUCUAUACAAUAGUUACAUCCUAU